Messenger RNA from Zasmidium cellare ATCC 36951, 699 nucleotides. RefSeq lists its product as uncharacterized. The coding region runs from base 1 to 699 and encodes 232 amino acids. The transcript has a single exon. The record is from RefSeq and is a predicted model, not a curated record. NCBI's taxonomy places the organism in Eukaryota, Fungi, Ascomycota, Dothideomycetes, Mycosphaerellales, Mycosphaerellaceae.
AUGAGCAACAUUCCACAGACGCCAUCUCUAACACCUUCAUCUGCCUUGAGCCCAAGCCUUAUCACCUCCAGCAACCCGUCUAGCAAUUCUCCACUCACAAGCACACAGAGCUCCGCGCAAUCGAUCACAUCAUCAAGUUCGGACUUAUCGUCAUUCUCCAGCACAGUCUACAGCGUCACGCCAGCUCAGGUACCAACAGCAAGCACUUCGUAUGAAGCCUGCCCAACUCAAACACAAGACAUCUGCGGCUCUCAGAACCAAGGAACUACAUGCUCCUCCACCAACGGCACCGCCUACAACAUCAACUGCGGCAUCGCGUACGUGGGCACCGAAGUCGACGAGUCAGACGUCAACUAUCCGCCUCCACGGACUUCCUCGCGGAGUGCAACUGCGACUGGACGCAAACGAGCUCUCUCCGGGGCGGAGUGGACAUUCGACUACUGCCAGGAGACUUGCGACUGGACACCAAAUUGUGUGGCAAUUAAUUGGGUCAACGAUAAUUGCAAUCUCUUACAGAACGUCACCGGCUAUCGUGAGAUGCCCGAUGCUAUGCGUGGGAGGCCUGUCGCGGUGUAUACGCCGCCAGCGCCUGAGCCUUCGCAUUUUGACGCGAUGAAGAUCUUUAUGAGCGACGCGAUUCCUUCGGCCUGUAGACGAUGGGUAGUCACGGGAACUUAUACGCUUUCUGCGACAAGGUGA